AUGGGUUCUGUGCAGCAGCUUUUCAGCCUGGAGGGCAAGACGGCUCUCGUCACUGGAGGAACGAGGGGUAUUGGGCAGGCGAUGGCUGUCGCUUUGGCAGAGGCUGGUGCAGAUGUGUUGCUUGUGCAGAGGAAUGACUCCAACCAAGAAACGAAGCAAGCGAUCGAGAAGCUGGGCAGGAAAGCCCAAAUAUACACAGCAGACCUCGCCGACAACGCAUCGAUGAAAGCCUUGACACCCAAGGUCCUCGAAGACGGCCACCAAAUCCACAUCCUGCUCAACUGCGGCGGUAUCCAGAAACGACACCCAGCCCACCAAUUCCCAGACGAGGACUGGAACGAAGUGCUCCAAGUCAACCUGAACGCCGUCUUCACCCUCUGCAGAGACGUCGGCGCACACAUGCUGUCCCGCGACGCAGACCACUACGGCAGACGAGGCAGCAUCAUCAACAUCGGCAGCCUCCUCACAUUCCAAGGUGGGAUCAAUGUGCCUGCCUACGCAGCGUCGAAGGGCGGUGUUGGCCAGCUUACCAAAGCUCUUUCCAACCAGUGGGCCGAUAAGGGUAUUACUGUGAAUGGCAUUGCGCCGGGGUACAUUGCUACAGAGAUGAAUACUGCGUUGAUUCAGGAUGAACAGAGGGCGGCUUCGAUUUUAGAGCGGAUACCGGCGGGUCGAUGGGGUUCGCCGGAGGACUUCAAGGGGAGUGUUGUGUUCCUGGCGAGUCGGGCCAGUGCGUAUGUCAGUGGAGAGAUUCUCACUGUGGAUGGUGGAUGGAUGGGCAGAUGA
Messenger RNA from Fulvia fulva, 786 nucleotides. RefSeq names its product 2-dehydro-3-deoxy-D-gluconate 5-dehydrogenase. The transcript is spliced from 3 exons. Bases 1 to 786 code for a protein of 261 amino acids. Gene Ontology annotation, molecular function: oxidoreductase activity, acting on the CH-OH group of donors, NAD or NADP as acceptor. NCBI's taxonomy places the organism in Eukaryota, Fungi, Ascomycota, Dothideomycetes, Mycosphaerellales, Mycosphaerellaceae. The record is from RefSeq and is a predicted model, not a curated record.